Xiphophorus hellerii (green swordtail) is the source of this 4014-nucleotide messenger RNA. It is a transcript of the gene june, whose product is annotated as JunE proto-oncogene, AP-1 transcription factor subunit. Gene Ontology annotation, molecular function: transcription factor binding; RNA polymerase II cis-regulatory region sequence-specific DNA binding; DNA-binding transcription factor activity, RNA polymerase II-specific. The record is from RefSeq and is a predicted model, not a curated record. The transcript has a single exon. Gene Ontology annotation, cellular component: transcription regulator complex. Gene Ontology annotation, biological process: regulation of cell population proliferation; regulation of transcription by RNA polymerase II; regulation of cell cycle. Lineage: Eukaryota; Metazoa; Chordata; Actinopteri; Cyprinodontiformes; Poeciliidae. Bases 26 to 1000 code for a protein of 324 amino acids.
CCUCUCCCUGUCCGUGACGGUUGCCAUGGAGACUCCGUUCUACCACGACGACGUGCCGGCCGCGCCCAGCUUCAGCCAGGUGGCCGAGUACGAGCGCUACCCGGGCGGGAAGAUGCUGAUGAGCAAGAAGGCGGCGUCCCUGGGCGGCGGCCACCACUUCCUGGGCGGAGGCAACGCCGCGGCAGGAAGGAGCGGUAACCAUGGCAACCUGGGCCUUCCCGGCAGCAGCGCCCUGAUGGCGCCCGGCUCUUCUUCCGCGGCGGCGGACAUGAACCUGCUGAAGCUGGCGUCCCCGGACCUGGAGCACCUGAUCAUCCAGUCCAAUCAGGGCCUGGUGUCCACAAGCCCCGCCUCCAGCGCCGCCAACCCCUUCCUGUACCGCAGCCCCGCCACCAACGAGCAGGAGGGCUUCGCCGACGGCUUCGUCAAGGCGCUGGCUGACCUGCACAAGCAGAACCAGCUGGUGGGCGGCGGACACGUGUCCCCGCCUGCGUCCUACCAGAGGAACCUGAUGUCCGGCGGAGACAUGCCCGUCUACACCAACCUGAGCAGCUUCACCCCGGGGCAGAUGUCCUACCCCGGGGGGCAGAUGGCGUACGGCGGCGGGCCGCAGAGCCACGGCCGCGGCCCGGACUCCCCUCAGACCGUCCCCGAGGUCCCCCACCCGCCCGGCGACCCCGCGUCCCCGCCGUCCCUGUCCCCCAUCGACCUGGAGACGCAGGAGCGAAUCAAAGCCGAGCGCAAGAAGCUGCGCAACCGCAUCGCCGCGUCCAAGUGCCGCAAGCGGAAGCUGGAGCGGAUCUCCCGCCUGGAGGAGAAGGUGAAGGUCCUGAAGAACCAGAACUCGGACCUGGCGUCCACCGCCGCCAUGCUGCGGCAGCAGGUGGCCCAGCUCAAGCAGAAGGUCAUGAGUCACGUCACCAACGGCUGCCAGAUCGCCGUGGCGACCGGAACCGCCGCCGCCAAGUCUGGACCCGGCAGCGAGAAUUCCAGCUGCUGAGCGGGACGACACCUGGACAGGUGAGGAACCGUCGGCCAAUCGGGCCGCAGCGGAGGCGGAGCCAGACGACUGAGAAUCGUUUCCGGUUUGGGAUUCUUUAAAAACCGGUUCUGGGAUUUAAACGUUUUAAAAUCUGACAGAUUUUAUUUGAACAUUUUACAGGAUUAAAACUGAAGAAACAUGAAAAUAAAAACUUUGCAGUUUGAAGACAAUUUUCCAAAAUGGAAACAAAAAACUUUGUAAAAAUGUUUUAAUUUCCAUAUUUUCACUUUGAACAGUUUCCAUCCAAAUCCAUCAUAAACUGUCAUUUUCUCUUCAUAUUUUGUUUAUGAUAUUUUAAAUCUUCUCUGCAGAAACAAGUUUCUUUAUUCUGUUUAAAAGAACAAACGUUUCUUUUCUUCUGCUCGGUUUACAUUUAUCAUAAAAACAACAAUUUGAUCAAAUGUUUUAACCUUAAAGGUUUUGGUGGAAAACAUGUUUUUUCUACAACAUGAAAAUAUUCAUGGAUGUAAAUUUAUUCCGAUGUUUGUGUUUUGUGGCUGAGCUGCUCUGACAGCAGCAGGUAAAAGUUUUUUAUUCUCAUCUUAUGCAGAAAAUAUUUUCUGAGCUGAACUUUGAGACGACGGGUAGAUUUUAUUUUAGAGACGAACGGUUUGAAGGGAAAUACUUUGAAUUAGGAGCUAAAUCAGAUUUUUUAGAGUGGAAAGUGAACGCCUCAUAGAGGCUUUCAGGGUUUGGUUUUUAGAAUAAAGCAGAUUAAUAAAUACACAAUGAAUCCAGUUUCGUCUUCAGAUUCCUGUCAGUUUUUAAAGAUUUUGGGGUUUUAUUGGGUUUAAACUGGAGGUUAAGUCAGUUUGAAGAGGAGACUAAACUGUAAGCUCAUUGUUGACUGUAUGAAAUGAAUUAUCUGCUUAUGUUUUGUCUCUAUAAGAUAUUGCUUCAGUUUUUUGUAAAUGUUUCUGAAUCCUGCAUGGAGAUUAUAAUCCGUUCCUCCAGUUUUAUGUGGUUUCAUGGAAAUUCACACAAAUUUAACUGAUCCUGCAACAAAAUUAUGACUUUAUUGCACAUUUCCUACAAAAACAGUCAAAAGCCUUGUGUUUACAUGAUGCUGCCUCCCACCUGCAGGGGGCAGUAGCUCUUCCUUCUGCUUGAUGUUCAGUUUCUGAUGGACGUCGCUAAAUUCUGCACAAAUAUUUCUAAUUGAUUAUUGACUGCAAAAUAAAAACUAACAAAAACAAUCAUAAAAUCCUGGAGGGAUAUUUAAUGACGCUCUGAAAAAAAGCACAAUUACUUUAAUACAAAAAUAAUAAUAGUUUUCCUCUACAGCUGUAUUUAUUCCACUUUUUCACAGCUUAGCGUUAGCGUCAGGAUCUGAGCAUCGUUUAGAUUAAUUAUAUGGACUCUGUGGCUGAAAACUGAUUAUCUAGCUGAAAUAUUUCUAAUAUUUCAGGACCACAGGAGCAGAAACUCGCUGCCGUAUUUUAAAAGAACAUUUCCUCUGUUAAAAAGACGAACCCAUCCAGUUCUGGUUUAUUUUGGUUUUAAUGAAAUGUAAAUUUCAUCAUAAUGAGAUGUUUCUGUAUUUAUGUCUGAGCUCCGGCAUUUUAAACACGUUUAGCUUAAAUACGAAAACCUGCUUAAUGCAGCGGCUAACUAGCAGCUGAUACAGCAGCUAGCAUGACAAAAACUACAGCAGCUAACAUGGCAGCUAUCAGGCAGCCGCUGACGUAACGUUAGCUACAGGCUAACUAGCAUAUUCUUUUCACAUUUUCCUUGAACUGACUGUUUACAUUGUUUUUAUUUUAAAAUUUAUUUAAAAUUAAAAAGAACUUGUCUGGCGACCGGAGAGUUUUCAAAACGUUAGCAUUCGCAUGCUAGCAGUUGGAGAAUUGUUAUUGAUUUACGUUGUAAAAAUGAAAAAGACCAAAAAUCUGCAUCAAACUUAAAUAGUGAUUUUAGAAAAAACAUAAAAGAUAUCAAACAGUCAUGAAAACAGCUGGAUGACUGAUGGAUGGAGCUUCUGUAAACAGAAGCAGUUAGCUGUCAAACAGCACAAAGUUUUUCUAAAUUUGACAAAACAAACAACCGUUAGCUUAGCAUCGAAGAACCGAUGCAGCGUCUGGUUUGACAGAAAUAUUUAAAAGUCGCUUUUCAAACAUUAAGUAGUGAAAUAAAAACAGAAUCAACAUAAAUAACAUCUUACAUGCUAACUAACAUGUAGCUGUAGCAGCUAGCAUGUGGCUACAGGCUUUUUCACGCACGAUUAACCACAAAAAAUUUAGUUUUAGUCUUUUUUGCUUCCCAUAAACACCAGCCCUAAUAUUUACAUAUUAAAUAUGUUUGUUUUACGUUUAAUGUGACAGAUUUUUGGUAGAAACUUUUCCUGACAGCGCAGCGCUGCGCAGCUCGUUAGCAUCAACAUGUCGACUUCUUGUAAAGAAAACCAAUCAGGAAGCAGAAGAUUCAUGACUGAAAUCAUUUCAGGGUUUGAUAGCUUCACAUCGUGAAGUGAUUUUUUACUUUAUGUAAAUAAAACUCAGUUUUAAGAUGAAGUUUUCUGAUGAAGCCGUUUGUUUGUUUUCUGUUUUUAUCAACAUUUAAUCCCAAACUUUCAGCCAGGAGGCGAAUCGACCCUUUAAUAUCACGACUGUUUUAUUCUGACUUCAACAUGCAGGCAGGUUUCACUGCAGGUUGUGAGAUUUUACAGAAAACAAUGAAAUGAAAACAACAUGGCGGAUUGGAGAAAGACCUUCCUGUUAAAAAGGUUGAAAAAUAUUUAUUUUUAAACUUGAACGAGGCUUUUUACCUCCUGAGGAUGAUAUUUUUGCACAGAUGUACAGAACUUGUUUCUAUGUUGAUGUGAUCAGAUUAAUGUUUGUAUUUAUUCUGUUUUUAUUGGACGUGUUGGUUUCUGCUGUCCUCCGCUGUUUUUGUGAUGAAGUGUUGAAACGUUUAACCCGAUCAUAACUGUGUUGUUUCUAAAUAAACUUUAUCGCUUGAUGAUGAUAAACUGA